Messenger RNA from Zea mays, 4200 nucleotides. Its product is annotated as Putative regulator of chromosome condensation (RCC1) family protein. Bases 769 to 3972 code for a protein of 1067 amino acids. The transcript is spliced from 9 exons. Gene Ontology annotation, molecular function: zinc ion binding. The record is from RefSeq and is a predicted model, not a curated record. Lineage: Eukaryota; Viridiplantae; Streptophyta; Magnoliopsida; Poales; Poaceae.
ACUGUCGUCCACGGCGAAACCGCAUCAGGACACCACAGCCUCCUCCGUGCGAGCGAGACGGCAUCGUCUGCGGGCAGCUGAGUCGUUCGUGCCGGCCGGGGCAGCGCCUGCCUGCCUGCGCUGCGCACGUGCUGCCUGCUCCUAUCACCAUCGGCCUCUUCCGCGCCCCGCCCUCUCCGUUUUGGUUGCACUUGCAAGGAACGAAAUUUUUUCCGAUUUUUCUUGGGGCUUUGUUUGCAACCGCCAACCGCGACAGAUCCUGCAAUACUAUGCCAGGAAAAAAAAAGUUACUAAAAAAAGAGAGGGUUGGAACCACAGUUGUGCACCUGUGCUUCCGCUGCGCACGGAGAUGUCCUCUGUCUGUCUGUGCUGCGUGGCAUGUGAACCACUGAACCCUCUGCGUGACUGCAUCUCCUCUGUUAAGCGCGCAUAGCUAGAAAUCGCUGCCACCGUUUCCCGUUCCUGCUCCCUUGAAUCGCGCAGCUCGCCUCAGCCCAGCCCACCGUCCUCAAGCUCUCUACACUACACCCUCCUCUCUCUCUUCACCUCACCCCAACUCUCUCUUUACCUCCUGCUCGCUUCCAUUCUUUCCUUGCAGUUGCAGCGCUCUUUCCGUCACACUUCACUGCCAUCUUUUGCUCCAUCGAUCCAUCCCACUGCUGAUCAAAGGAGGCCUGGACUCGGACUUCGCUCAAGCCUCACGGUGAUGCCGCCUUUCCGUCCGCUUGAUCUUUUCUAGCUGCCUGCCUACGCCUACGCCUACCCGCAAUGGCCGGGGGCUUCGAGUGGAGCAGCUCUGCAAGCACAACCAGAGGAGUCGAGCUCCAGCAGUCCAUUGUCGCUCUCAAGAAAGGCGCACAUCUCCUGAAAUGUGGGAAGAGAGGGAAGCCCAAAUUCUGCACUGUCAGGCUGUCUUAUGAUGAGAGAGCACUAAUAUGGUACUCCAAAGAGAGGGGAAAACGUUUGAGCUUGAAUUCAGUGUCCAGUGUAGUUCUCGGACAGAAGACUACAAAACUUUUGCGUCUACAUUGGCCAGAAAAGGAAUCUCACUCCUUGUCAAUUAUAUACAAGAACGGUGAAUCCUCACUUGACUUGGUCUGCAAAGAUAGGGAUCAAGCUGAAUGCUGGUACUUAGGCCUUACAGCCGUAAUAUCAGCACCAUGCACCCCUUUACUUCUGAUUGAUUCAACAAACAGCCGUCGGAUAAACAGCUGCACGAAUAGCCCUCCUAGCUAUAUUCAGCAAAGGAGUAGGCUUUUUGCUGUGCAUGAUGGAAGAAAUUUCCCAAAGGUAAAUUCGCUAUAUGGCAGUCCUAGGUUGAUACAGAACAAGUAUCUGCGUAACAAUUUGGAUUGCUCCGAACCAUUCUUUUCUCCAAGACAGAGAGCAUGGUCAGAACUAGAUUUCUACUUGGAAAAGAUUAGUCCCGAAUUGGUAGAUCGAGUAAAAAAUAAUUUGAGAGACAUAAAAUCUGCAGAAAUAAUUAACGACCAAAGAAUUAUGCAAAUACCUAAGCUCAAACAAUCUGAGGGAUCCAAUGCAGCAGCAGAUUCUCUGAAGGACAUUUUUGUCUGGGGUGAUGCUCUGGGUCGUAUGUCAGAUCAUGGACAUGUAUCAGCAAGCAAUAUAUCACUUCCAAGGUUAUUGAAAUCGUCAGAGAUUCUUGAUGUGCAGAGCAUUGCCUGUGGAGAGAAACACGCAGCAAUAGUUACUAAGCAGGGUCAGGUAUUCUCUUGGGGUGAGGAAAAUGGAGGGAGACUGGGACACAAGACAAGUGACAGUGUCUCUGACCCUAAAAUCAUCGACUCACUUUCCUCCACGCCUGUGAAGACUAUUGCAUUUGGGGCAAAGUUCACCUGUGCAGUUUCAGUUUCAGGAGAACUUUAUGAGUGGGGUGAAGGGAUUGACAGCCUAGGGUUCGGGACCAAUCAGUGUCAAAGAAGCCCAUGGUUCCCGCAUAAAUUGAUCAGAACUUCAGAUGGCAUAUCUGUGGCGAAGAUUGCAUGUGGUCAGUGGCACACAGCUAUAGUAUCCUCCACAGGUAAGCUGUUCACAUAUGGACAUGGAGCAUUUGGUGUUCUUGGACAUGGUGACACACGUAGUUUUGUUCAGCCGAAAGAAGUGGAGUCCUUGAGAGGGUUAAGAGUCAAGUCCGUCGCAUGUGGACCAUGGCACACCGCUGCUAUUGUGGAAACAUCAGGAACACUCAAGAGCAAUGCUCCUGGUGGGAAGCUGUUCACAUGGGGUGACGCAGGCGGAGAGAAGCUGGGCCAUACUGACAAAAAGUCAAAGCUUGUACCAACUCGUGUCGAAUCGCUCGUUGAUUGUGAUUUUACUCAGGUGUCAUGUGGUAUUUCAUUAACAGCUGUGCUAACCAUAACGGGUGUUGUAUUUACCAUUGGAAGCAAGGACCAUGGGCAAUUAGGGAAUCCUCGAUCUGACACUGACAGCGCAUGUAUUUGUAUGGUUGAAGGGCCACUUAAGACUGAGUUUGUCAAAGAUAUAUCCUGCGGAAGUUCCCAUGUCGCAGUCUUGGCAAUGAAUGGAAAAGUGUUUACCUGGGGCAAAGGCACAGAAGGGCAACUUGGUUUAGGGGAUUACGUUGACAGGAGCUCCCCAACUCUAGUGGAGGCCCUGGAAGAUAAACAAGUGGACAGUAUAGUUUGUUCUUCCAAUUCCACUGCUGCAAUUUGCGUGCACGGGGAAAUCUCAAGCAAGGAUCAAUCUGUGUGCAGCAGUUGCAGGUUGGCAUUUCGGUUUACAAGGAAGAAGCACAACUGCUACAACUGUGGUUCCAUGGUCUGCAAUUCUUGCAGCAGCAACAAGGUUCAUAGGGCUGCCCUUGCACCAGACAAGAGCAAAAGAUGCCGCGUCUGUGAUGCUUGUUUCAACGAGCUGAAUAAAACAGCCGAGCACGGUAAAAUGAGCUGUGGAUCAAAGAUCCAAAAAGAACCGUCUUAUUUAGCAGAAACAAGGACAUACACACCAAAGUUAUCACGGAUGCUGAAGGAAGCAAAUUUCAUCAUGGAGAAAAUGGGUUCCUCCGCACAAAGUCCCGGCCAGAGAAAUCAGGAACCCGCCACUCCGAAUCAAAUGCAAAAGGAAAGGUGGGGACAGGUAGAAUGCCCCGAUCGAUUCAAAUGCGCAAGAGACAACAUUCCACAUCGUUUGACACCAAAGAAGCAGACAAUUGAUGAUUAUCCUAUGAGGAGAAUGGCUGAUCCAGUCUCACAAAAGACUGCUGCCCCUUUAACACAAACUACUAGUGAUAGGAGGAAAGAACAAGAUUUGAUAGAAAAGAUACUGCUGGAGGAGGUGAAACAGCUUCAAGCACAGGUAACCACGCUAGCAGAAGAAUGCCGGCACAGGAGCCUGAAAGUUCGGUUGUACAAACGGAAACUUGAGGAAACCUGGUUGAUAGUGAGGGACGAGGCCACGAAGUGCGAAGCUGCAGAAGAGAUUAUAAAGGUUUUAACGAAUCAGAGGAACGCUUUGUCAAACAAACUUUUAGAUGGUCUGGAACUAGAUGGUUCCAGUAUCGUGCCUAACCCACCCGACAAAGCUCUUGCCACCUGCAAAACCCCACCGCUAAACAGCAUCAGGGAUCAACACAACGCAGAGGCAGAGGAAGUUUUGGAUACGCGAUCCACAGCGUCUUCCAACACCGUCGCGGUGGAUGACUCAGCUGCGCAUCAGAACGGCAGAUCUAGAGCCUCCAGUAGCAGCAGAGGCUACUACGACGAUGGGGGAACAGAUAGCACAGCUGCUCCUACUGACUCCAACGGGGUCAUCGAGCAAAUUGAGCGUGGUGUGUACAUUACAGUCGUUACGUCCCCCAGCGGUAAGAAGGGAAUCAAGCGCAUCCGGUUCAGCCGGAAGCAUUUCGGGGAGGCCGAGGCACAGAAAUGGUGGGAGCGGAAUGAGAGCAGGGUAUUCGCGAAGUACGACAGCGUGGAAUACCUGGCAGCGUAAUCUCGAUAAGGAAGAUGUACAGGAGUAGCCAGUAGUUCUUUUGUCUCAGUGUCUGCCUGCAUAUUGUUCAGUAAAGUCGUAGGAUAGAUGAGAUAGAAGGGACCAUGAUAGCUUCCUUUUCCUAGCGAGGAGAUAAACUGCAUAAUACCAUGUCCUCGUUGUGGAUUAACUUAGGGCCAUAGUUGACUCGAUAACGAUUCAAUUCUACACGACUGGGGGUUUGUGUUC